CUUUGGCGCGGUGAGUGACGGCUGGCUGGCUGGCUGGCUCAAAGCAGGCGAGGUACGUUAUGGUACGAACGAAGCGAUGAGGGAAACUAUAGAGUCCUAUGAAUCUAACUCUAAAGUUUUCGAAGUUACCCACUGAAAAUAGGGAAACACUAAAAAUUUUCUUUUAUUCAAGAUAAUUGAUGUGAUUCGCGAAAAAAGCGCGACAAGACUCGAUCGACAGCCAAGAUGGAUCACACUAUAUGUCUCGCCCUCCGUGUGUGCAGAUAGCUGACACUUAAAAAAAAAAAAAAAAAAAAAAAAAAAAAAACAAAAAAAAAAAAACAAAAAAAAAAAAAAAAAAAAAAAAAAGUUAAUUAACGAGCAAUGUCUUAAGUGUGGAAAGCAAAACUUAUAAUCGAGACAGUUCUCUGUCACUGUCAACUCUUCGAGUGACAGACAGCUCAUGCGCGAAGACCUCGCUUCUCCCCUCCCGAAGGGCGACCGGUGAAAUAUAUCAUGCUGGUGGGGGACCCUCUGAAAUGCCUCCUGACAGUGACUUCCUUCGUCUGCCUGCUGGCGACCACCCUCCUUCUUCAGGGAGUAAGGCCCUGCGUGACCUCCUCCGCGUCUCCCUCCCGUCUUGACACCAAUGAGUACCGUAGACACUCAAUAUACGACAAAGGUAAUAAGGACAAUAUGAGAAGAGCGAGCGAAACCGUCAGAACCAGACGCUUAGCCGAGAGCAAAGAUCUCUCUCAAGUGAACCGGACGCGCCCUGCCAAAAAAGUCGUGGUGGUGGAGGGAGACAUCCUCUUGGGCGGGCUGAUGAUGGUUCACGAGAGGGGCAACGAGGAGGUGUGUGGUCCCAUAAUGCCCCAAGGGGGAGUCCAGGCACUGGAGGCAAUGCUCUACACCCUGGACUUCAUCAACGACCAGGUGGACUUCAUUCCAGGGGUCAGGAUUGGAGCUCAUAUCCUGGACGACUGUGACAAGGAUACUUACGGGCUGGAACAGGCCGUGGAUUUUAUUAAAGGAUCCAUCAGCAACAUCGACGACGGCGAAUAUAAGUGUCGAGACGGGUCAUCGCCCGAGGUCAGGAAUAAGGUCAUAUCAGGGGUCGUCGGAGCAGCUUCAUCCGUGACCUCUAUCCAGGUCGCUAAUCUCCUCAGGCUUUUCAGGAUACCACAGGUGAGCUUCUUCUCAACGUCUCCGGAACUGAGCAAUAAACAGAGGUUCGAAUACUUCUCUCGAACCAUCCCCUCAGACCACUACCAAGUCAAAGCCAUGGUCGAGAUCGUCAAAUUGCUCAACUGGUCGUACAUUUCCAUCAUCUACGAGGAAUCGAACUACGGCAUCAAGGCUUUCGAGGAGCUGGAGGGCCUCUUGGCAACGAACAGCAUCUGUAUUGCCGUAAAGGAGAAGUUGGUUAAGGACUCCGGAGUUGCUGAGGAAGUGGCUUACGACCUCAUCGUCAAGAAACUCAUGCAGAAGCAGAGAGCCAGAGGAGUCAUCAUCUUCGGCUCAGAUCAGGAGGUGGCUGGAGUAAUGAGAGCCGUGAGAAGGAACAAUGCCACAGGCAGCUUUUCCUGGAUAGGAUCCGACGGGUGGUCUGCAAGAUCACUUGUGUCCUCAGGAAACGAACCGGAAGUUGAAGGAACCCUGUCUGUCCAGCCUCAGGCUCAUCCUGUCUAUGGGUUUGACAGUUACUUCAAAGGGCUGACAGUUGCAUCCAACAAAAGAAAUCCUUGGUUUAUUGAGUACUGGGAGGACCACUUCAAGUGUAAGCACCCAGAGAGCCCUCUGACGAAUUACAACCGGAACUACUCGAGGGUUUGCACCGGAAGAGAGAAACUGACGGAUGAAAAUACGGAGUUCGAAGCUCAGCUCCAAUUCGUUUCGGACGCCGUUAUGGCUUUCGGAUACGCGUUCAGAAAUAUGCACCACCGGCUCUGUGGGGAAGAGCCAGGGCUGUGUCAGAGAAUGUCUCCAAUUAAUGGGGAGGAACUUCUACGUUACCUGAGGAAUGUCACUUUUAUGGGUUUGAGCGGAGAUAAAUUCAAAUUCGACCACCAAGGGGAUGGCCCGGCAAGGUACAACAUCAUUCACUUCAAACAGACGACGCCUGGCCAAUACGCCUGGGAGACUGUAGGCCAAUAUAUCGAAGGGGAACUCCGGCUGAAUAUGGAAGUUCUGCAGUUCAAAUUGGACGAUCCAUCACCCCCUUCGAGUGUCUGCUCACUGCCCUGCCUGACUGGCCAGGCCAAGAAGUAUGUGGAGGGAGAGUCAUGCUGUUGGCACUGUUUCAACUGCACCACUUAUCAGAUCGUUAACCCCAAUGAUGAAACGCAGUGCUUAUCCUGUUCCAUGGGAACCUUGCCAUCGAAGGACCAGCUUACUUGCGUUCCAAUUCCAGAGGUGUACAUCCGCCCAGACUCUCUGUGGGCGAUAGGAGCCAUGCUGUUCUCCUCUCUCGGGCUAGUCAUGACGGGCGUGGUCAUGUGGGCGUUCGUCAGCUACAACGACACGCCCGUGGUGAGAGCCUCCGGAAGGGAGCUUUCUUACGUAUUACUGUCGGGCGUCUUCCUCUGUUACGCCAUGACUUUCGUUUUUAUACUGAAGCCGACAGACGUCGUCUGCGGAAUCCAGAGGUUCGGCCUUGGCUUCUGCUUUGCCGUGGUCUACAGCGCACUGCUGACGAAGACGAACCGAAUCUCGAGGAUAUUCAACGCUGGGAAACGGACGGCCAAGAGACCUUCCUUCAUCUCGCCGAGAUCGCAGCUGUGCAUCUGCUUCUUCACGGUCUCGAUUCAGGUAAUCGUGACUGCACUGUGGUGCCUGGUGAGUCCCCCGAGGGCCAUCCACCACUACCUGGUGAGGGAGGACAACUUCCUCGUCUGCGCUGCCUCCAUCAACGCCUCCUACAUGAUAGCCUUCGCCUAUCCGAUAGGAUUGAUCGUGGUGUGUACAGUUUACGCAGUACUGACGAGGAAGAUCCCGGAGGGUUUCAACGAGAGUAAAUACAUAGGCUUCACCAUGUAUACUACUUGUAUCAUUUGGCUCGCCUUUGUACCGAUCUAUUUCUCCACAGCGAACAACGUGGAGCUCCGUAUCACGACGACGUCGGUGACGAUCUCGCUGUCUGCGACGGUGGCCCUGGUGUGUCUCUUCGGGCCGAAGCUGUACAUCAUCUAUGUUCACCACCCGGAGCGGAACGUGAGGCAGUCCAUGAUGCCCACCGCCACCAAAUAUGCAGCAGUCAAGAACAGCAAUUUGUCGUCUUCCUCGCAGAGGAUAGAUUCCGGCACCCAGAGCGAAGUUAUCUUCCCCGUAGAUUACGAGCUCCACGAGAAGAUCAGAACGAUGGGUUGCGCGUCGAGGAACCAACUGAACAGCGCCACUCAGACCUGUCCGGCGUCUUCUUGUAGCCUUCCAGAGCAUCACUGCGGCCCCGUUCAGCUGGUCACGCCCAGGCCUCCUGCGAACUCUUCGACGAACGGACCAAUUCAAGACGUCCCCGACGUGCAUCUUUAGGAACGACCAAGUUAUAGUUACUGAUAAGUGAUUAAAAGGCAAAAAGGUGAAUUUCUUAAGGAACUUUUGAGAAGAGACGGGUAAGGACGCGUUUCUUAGGAGAUGCCUAGUGACGGAAAACGGAAAAUAAAGAAUUAAUUGAAGCAGGGUAGAGCGCUGCAUUCUAUAUCGACAUUAGCCAAUCAAUUUAUUUCCCAACGACUUAUCAAGCCAGUGAUUGUAUCUGUAUGACUGUAUUUUUAUGAGUGAUUGUUGGAUGUAAGUAGAUACAGCUAAACUGAAUUUUUGACAAAGAAAAGCUAAAGAUAUUUUUCUUCUUGGUUCUUCAUUUUAUUUGCAUUAGUAUUAUGAUAAUUGAACAUAUUAUUAAGAGAUAAAUAGAAAAAAUUAUUAAAUAAAUGCUGAGUUUCCAUACAGACGGUAACAGAACUGAAUUUUAAGGUUUAAUCUGAAUAAACAUAAUUACUUUUAUAUGAUGUGAUACUAAAACGAAUAAAAACUUCCUCAUAAUAAUAAUAAAUAAUAAUAAUAAUAAUAAUAAUAAUAAUAAUAAUAAUAAUAAUAAUAAUAAUAAUUCAAGAUAUCCUCGCUAACUGGCAUUUACAUGGAAAAUUUGAAAAAAAAAACACAAAAUUUCAAAUAGAUCUUUUCCGAAAAGAUUGAAAAUUUUAAUUAACUAUAAUAAGUUUCCCAGAAUUAAAGGCUAAGUAUGAGACGUCUCCAGUUAUAACUAUGGUGUAUAUUGCUCUUUUUUGGCAAAGUGUCAAAUAUACGUUUUAUAUUUUUUUUCUUUUUUUCUUUUUUUUUGCAUCGACGGUGAUUUUAUCACUGAUUUCUUGUUCCAGCUAAAUAUCAAGUCAAUUUCUCUCACCAUAGAUCCUGGAUAGUGAGGGAAACAGGCUUUCUCACCAUAAAUCCUGGAUGGAGAAGAAAGAGACUAUCUCACCAUACAUUCUGGAUGGUGAGAGACGGACUCUCCAUACUUUCUGGAUAUCGAGCGAGACAGACUCUCACCAUACAUUCUGGCUAGUGAGAGAAACAGACUUUUUUACCAUAUAUCCUGGAUGGUGAGAGGGACAGACGGUACUUUUGCCGAAGCAGGAAGUCAAUGAUAAAAUCACCGUCGAUGCACGACCUCAAAAAAUUAUAAACAAAAUUAAUACUCGACACUUUUCCCCAAAAAUGGGACGGUAUUUUAAAAAAAAAUCUCAUGGUUACUGAAAACUAUGAAUUCAUAACAACUACCAUUGUAAAUGAGAUUAUGAAGUACAUUUUGAAUCAUAUUCUAAAUAGGACAUGAUAUAUUUGAAAUGUUGAUAUAGCGUAUUUCGCAAAUUAAACGGCUCGAAACUAAAAAUUAUUAUUCAAUAAUAAUUCCCUUUAAAGAUGAGACAAAAAAGUACAUGUUAAAUCAUAUUCUAUAUACAUGAUAUAUUUGAAAUCAAGAUAUAUAUUUCCCCGUCCAAUAAAACCACUAAAAUGAGGCCAAUCGGUAAUAUCUCCCACCAAUUAAAAGGGACUUACAAAAACUUCAGCAGCUUUCAAAUGAAAGAAACUGCUUUUCACCUUACGCUAAUGAGUGAUGUAAAACAAAUUUUUCUGAUUUUAGGAGUAUCACCUUUACCAUAAAUAGCCAUUGCUUUGUUUAAUGAUUAUAGAUCAGUCUCGAAUUUUAAAAGCUUAAAAAAAACGCAUAUUGGAGAACACAUAUUUUAAAGACGACUUACAAUUUCGAAACUGGGUCCUCAAAAAUCCAAUCGAAGAUGCAAUGCAUUACUAUCCUUAGUAAAUCCAGUCUCAUUCACUUUAUUAUUGACUUACAUUUUCAUCUAUUUAACUGUUAAACUACAAUUUUUUUUCUUGUCUAAUAAAUCAUCUCUUCUUUCUGUAUUUCCUAUCACCUACUGUUGCUUCUUUCAUAUGGGCUCCAUAAUAUUCUUUGGAAGCUUGAAUUUCAAGUCAAUGGCCCAUAGGGGCCAUUGACUUGAAAUUCAAGCUUGUUCCAUUUGAAUAGGGUUCAUCUUCUGAAUAAUAAUAAUAAUAAUAUCUGUGUAUGCUGGAAACAGACCUUCUUUCAAAUAGUUUUUGUUAAAAAUAAUGACAGCAUUCACAGAAUUGAUUUUGAGAAUUGAAUGAAUUUUGUA
This is a messenger RNA of Macrobrachium nipponense, 5654 nucleotides long. Its product is annotated as metabotropic glutamate receptor 2-like. The record is from RefSeq and is a predicted model, not a curated record. Gene Ontology annotation, biological process: G protein-coupled receptor signaling pathway. Gene Ontology annotation, cellular component: plasma membrane. Lineage: Eukaryota; Metazoa; Arthropoda; Malacostraca; Decapoda; Palaemonidae. Gene Ontology annotation, molecular function: adenylate cyclase inhibiting G protein-coupled glutamate receptor activity.